CCCCUCGCUGCUUUCGGAACCGCAGCGAUUCCGCUUGAAGAAAAGGAAGAACAGAACCUGCGUUAUCCAACCCGGCGAAAAAGCAUCUGAACUUCCUCUUCACGCAAUGGCCAGCGUGUAUAACCCUCCAGUGUCUCGAAAUGCCUCCCCUGGCAUGUCAGUCGAAGAACUCGCCGCCCGGGAGUACAGGGAGUACACCAAUCAUCGAUUUCGCUCUGCAAUCAGAUACCUGUGUUCGGAGGGCAUAUCGGAUUCGCAGGACAACUACGAUGCAAGAGUCCGCAAGAUCAAAGAAGAACUCAUCGACCCGUUCGCCGAAACGCAACAGGAUAACGAACUCUAUCAAGACCUAGAGGGGAUGGUGGAUCUGGAGUUGACGGCGCAGCUUGCUGGUGGAAGGGCCAGCCUCGUCGAGGUUCCCCACGACAGUGGUGGCGCCAGCGGACAUGCGUCAAAGGCAGGAGAAGCGGCAGUAGUCCCUUCUUACAAAGUCAAGGGCAAAGCGAAAGCGAAAAGCCCAUCCGCACGCCAGCACUCCGGAUCCAACGCACCCGUCAAGCCUCCCGCGAGAGGCGUCCUCGACAAGUCCAACGGGGAGGACCGCGAAUCGACAUUCUGCUACGGCGGCCCGCAGAACGAAACCGACACGUGGCACCGAGACGCCCUGCGCAUGUUUCCCUUCGGCGAGACGCUGUACAUGCAGGCGUGGGACUCGCUCAAGGUCACGUACGACCUCGCGAAGAGCGCCGACGAGCGUGCGAACGGGAGGACUCCCAUCGGGAGGACCACCGUGCCGUACGAGGUUGCGGGGAAGAUGGUCAGUUACAAGGGUAUGUUUGACUCUGGCUCUCGGUUCAAGCUGCCCAAGCCCUGGAAGAAGGUUCAGCGGUGGUCGCUCGCUCAUGAUGCUUCGCUUUUCGAUCUGAAGGGUGCGGUGGAGACGUUCAAUGCGGGGGGUGAAGAGGAGAAUCGAGGCAAAAAGAGGUUCCUGCCGAGGAUCUUCUUGGAGAAGAUCAAGGUCAACAACGGUCCCAAACCGUAUGAUGCCGAUAUAGUGGAAGGCGAAGUCCACCCCGGCAAGGCCUCGAGAGAGAAGUUCGGAGUCCCUGAAGGUAUACAUUACCAUUCCUAUAGGAUUCCUUGCACCAAAACUUUCCCAAGAAUUGAAGGUAUUGGUCACAUCGGCCCAGGACGAGAUGAGGCAACGGUAGAGGAAAUUCUCAGGAAUCUUACGCCAGCAGCACCUGUUUCAUCUCUACAGCCCCUUCGGUCAACAGUAAAGGCUGUCGAAACAGAGACCGGACCGGCUACCAAAGGAACCCCGCGCGCUCGCGUACAAGCAAAAUCAGAACCGACUCCCAGCCAGGCAACGGGAAAGACACCAAAGAGGAAGGCUGCUGGGCCGAGAGUGCCACGAGUGGGAAGAAGGCCAGGGUCGUACCUGCCGAGCGGUCGGAGACAAGGAAAGUCUCGUUCGACAAGAAGGCAAAGUCCGGGAAGUGAGAGCGGCAGUGUAUAAGGGAGACCGAUGUCCUGCCGAUGAUGCUGUAUUAGGGUAUCUAGGAACUCGAAAUG
This is a messenger RNA of Aaosphaeria arxii CBS 175.79, 1575 nucleotides long. RefSeq lists its product as uncharacterized. NCBI's taxonomy places the organism in Eukaryota, Fungi, Ascomycota, Dothideomycetes, Pleosporales. The transcript has 3 exons. The record is from RefSeq and is a predicted model, not a curated record. Bases 107 to 1519 code for a protein of 470 amino acids.